ACAUGGCGAUGGUUGUGUGAAUUUCUGUCUCGUCUUGUUCUCAGAUUGCCGCUCGUUAGUUCACCACACGCGCCCGCUACCUCCUACAAAGGCAAGAAACUAGGCUUUCCCGUCUCAGCCGCAAAAAUCACUUUCCGCCUCGAAGACGUUUCGUGCUCAGUGACCGGAAGUGCUGUGUCCGUGUAUCUGCCUGACAACCGCCAAAAAAGGACAAGUCAGUUCGUUACUUUUUUGGGAUCCUGUCGCGAGGAUUUGUAUCGUGACGUUUUCACUUCCAAGUUGACUCUUACGCUUUGCGCUCACGCCGUUUUCCCUGCCGUCGUCAUCGUGCCCGUGUUUGCCUUUCGAAAUCCCCCCGGCCGUCGACGCUUGCAAAUGUCAAUGAACGACAGCUGAUUGUGUCAGGCGCUCCUUGACGUUUCGUGUACCUGUUCAGGUUGCUCGGGUGCAAGUCAGGUUUGUGGUAAAUUCAGGUUCAGUACAGCAGCGCGAAGGCGAAAGGUGGUACAUUGAGAACGCAGUGCCAAUCAGAAUUAGCUUCGUGUGGGAAUCCGACUCUGGCUGGCGUUACGAGUCUUUUGUGCGUGUUGCGCCGUGAAUUUUGGAACCAUUUUGGCCGUUUGUGCGCGUGGAAAGGAAGAUAAUUGUGCUGAAAUCAUUGUCGGAAGUGGUGAUUGGUGCGGAAAAGAAAGGUGAAAGAAGUGUUGCAUAAGUGCGGACAGCUCGGUCGCUAGUGGACCGCGCCGCUUGUUGGUUACUUGGUCAGUUUCGUGGUCGGGAUUCGGCUGCGAGGCGCGCAGUUUAAACUGGUCGUUCGGUGACUAGUUGCCCAACCUCCGCCAAGCUAUCUACUGUCUACGUUGGACUCUGUGAGUCUCAGGUCGAGGAGUCUUCGUCACCGCCAGUAUCGUCAUCAUGGAGGCUAUGGAAUAUGAAAUGGCCCGCAACAUGACGCUCCUCUUCUUUUUGGAGCGUCUGCUGGACAAGGGCGAGCCGCGCACAGUUCACGAUCUCUCGUGCCAGUUCGGCGCUAAGGGAUUUACUAAGGAAAUGCGACAGAUCGCGGGGGGCAGCCAGUCAGGACUCAAAAAAUUUCUAGCGCAAUAUCCUUCAUUGUUCCUUAUAAACGGCGACUACGUUCACGUUAAUUCAUAUCAAUCAAAUUCAUCAGACGAUCCAAACGGCGUUUAUGGAGGCGGUAAACGCGACUACAUCCAAGAGUCUAAAGACUACUUCAAAAAUAAAAUGCUUCAAUAUGGUGCUGGUACAGAAGUUCCAAUCAAAAGUUUAUUGGGUCACAGAAGUCAAGCUUCACCACAAGUACGACAUAUCUCAGGGCAACAUAUCAAAGAGUUUACAGAGUUCUUAACAAAACAUCCAGACACAUUCAAAGUAGUAGAUGAUCAUGUUAUUCUGGUGGGUGUUGAAGAACAUGAAUUCGCUCCAGCUGCCGAACGUUUACAUUUACCACAAGCUUCCAUCGAUACUCAAGCGACACAGCAAUUACUUGAUUUCUUUGCACAGUGCAUUGAACUGAAAGGUCCGAUUCUUGUCGACCAACUCUUCCAUUUGGUUACAACAAAGUUCCCCCAAGACCAAUGGUUUCGGAUGUUCAAAACGCCUAACGAUCUGACCACCUUCCUCCGAAUCUUUUCCGAUUGUUUCCAUAUCCAAUCCAAUCUAGUCACCCUGUUACAAAAACCAAAAUUGUCGGAUUCACACAUACAGCAAGCACAAGCAAAAUCGCGUGAUCAAUACAACACAAUGAAUAACAAUAAAGUGAACAAUAACAACAACACGACGGUGAAUAUGAAGAGGGCUGGGUCGCCCCGCGACGGGAACAUUAGCAGCAAUAAUAACAAUAAUGCGAGUAAUAAUAACAACAGUAUUAAUCCUUCGGUGGGAGAUUUCAAGCUAGACGAGCCUGUGACGAAUAUGAAUUCAUCAACUCCGCCGCCGCAGAGUAAGAGUGAGCCGAAUAGUGGGUUCGAUAGCUAUAUUCCUACGGAUCAGGAGAUAGUUCUGGAGAACCUCUGUGAUCGUAAUUGUCCUAGCCCUUCCCUUGGCUCAUACUACGCGAACAACUUACAACAGCCGCAACCUCAAUUGAAUAACCUUUCACCAUCAAACGCAAGCAACCUUGAACGCAUUAGUGUUAUGAACAACAAAAAUCAAACACUGAAACAACGUAUUAACAAUUUAGUGAUAAGAACUCUAGCUGAGAAUCUAGAAAAAGACAAGCAAUCCCUGGCCCAGAACAACAUGAAUGCAUCCAAUGAAUCCAAAGCUGUGGGUGCACCGAAUUCGAGUCCUGUCCAUUCAUCUUCUAUAAAUUAUUUCGUCGGGGACACAUGGAAAAUUAAGAUCUUCCAAAAUACCCGCGUUAUUUCCACUAUAAAAGAAAGUGCAUUUGUAACGGAAGCGAUUCUGAAAUUCGCCCAAAACGAUCAGGUUGUGAUUUCAUUAGAUUGCGAGGGAAUCAAUUUGGGAAUAAAAGGGCAAAUGACAUUAAUUGAAAUUGGCACGACAAGGGGUGAAGCGUUCAUUUUUGAUAUUCUCACGUGCCCCGAACUCAUUACCGAUGGUGGAUUGAAGGCACUCCUGGAGAGUGAGAAUGUUAUCAAAGUCAUACACGAUUGCCGUAAUGAUUCGGUGAAUUUGUAUACUCAAUUCGGGAUUUUAUUGCGGAAUGUCUUUGAUACACAGGCAGCUCAUGCAGUCCUCCAAUUCCAAGAGAGUGGCAAACAAGUGUACAAGGCCAAAUAUGUAUCAUUAAAUUCACUAUGUGAAAUCUACAAUGCUCCCAUGAAUCCGAUGAAGGAUCAAUUGAAAAAUAUAUAUCGCCGCGAUCAGAAAUAUUGGGCUAAACGGCCAUUAACACGUGAUAUGUUGCUGUACGCUGCCGGCGAUGUUUUAGUUUUAAUUAAUGAACAAUUGUAUAUAAAUAUGGCUAAAGCAAUAAAACCUGAAUCACGUCAACUUUUCUCCGAUUUAUGCACGGAGCAAAUUCUAAUGCUCAUUCGACCGAAUGAAGUGAAAAUACGCAAAAAACAAAGAAAAAUCAGUACUGAAGUGGCUGAUCUCAAACAGAAAUUGUCGCAAACUAAUAAGAAUAUUGUUCUCAGCAAUAGAGAGAUUAGGUUGUUAAGGUACAUGAAUUUAACAGAAGAAGAGAAGGAAAGACUUAAAGGUUUCUACAAGGUAGCAAAGAAACUUGAAAAGAUGGAAUACGGGCAGCAAGAUAAAGAACACAGCGAUUCAGAGGACGAACAAGAAACUAACGAACAAGACAACUAUCCAAGUCUUGAUAGUGUGCCAUCGGAUAAUUCCCUAACGGGAGGUACAUUCUCACCACGAAAUUCCGAACCGCCAAGCUUGACAGAAUCAAUGCAACUCAUGGAUGAAAUCUUGUCUAACACUUCCUUGGAUCGAAUGGCACGAAUUGAUAAAUUGGAAGCUAUAUUAUCGGCAGCUACUUUAUUGCCAAGUGAUCAGAUAUUCACUUCGUCCGAAGUCAACGAUCAACUUGGAACAAAUUACGCAACGACUGAAAAUUUGCAAAUCAUUCGAGAGAAGGCGAAAAACGUAAAGAAUUGCGCUUGCAAUUGUCACCGUAGCGGCGGUGGUGGAGAUUCCACUGGUAACAGUCGCAGUGCAACGCCUAAUCCCAAACCACCUCAGGAAAUUCAAAGAAAUCAAGCUGCAUCACAAACACUGAGUACGGGUGAUAUUGUUAUAACGAAAAUUUUCUUCCAAGAGGAUCAAGAGAAGGCUCAAGAAAAAGUUCUACUUUCAUCUCCACGACGUGCAGUUGGGCAAACGCUUAGCAAAUGAGUAAACUGAAAAUCAGAAUAAAUGAAUGAAAAUGUUUUUAUCAUUGCAGUAAUUAUUAUAAAGAAAAUAUGGAACGAAUAUGAAAGUUAGCAUAAAUACAAGAUUUUUUUUUUAUAGAUUGUAUACUAUAAUUUUCAUAAUUUAUUAUAAAUUAAUUUUGAUUUUAUCUGACGGUUUCAAGGCAGACUUAAAUUGUAACUAAUUUCGUCACUGGCUUUAUUUUCAAACGAAACGAGAAGAAAAUAAAGUUGACUAAGCAGUGGUUAGAAAUAAGGUCAUUUAUUUGAUUUACUAAGUAUUGAAGCGGUAAAUGCAAGAAAAAAUAUUAAAUUUACUUAAUUUCUAUUAAAAGUAAUUUAGUAAAUUAUAAUUCCGAAGGUGAGGACUUUCUUGACUUAUCCUUUGAUGAUUUUUCAAUUACGCUCCAAUAUCUAUUUGUUUCUUGCUUUUAUGAAAAUAUUCACAAUUUACGUAUCAUCUGAAAGUUUUUAUUAAAAAGUCAAUUAUUCUUAGGUCUUUAACGGUGAAAACGGUUGGUGCUUCUGUUGAAAAUGAAGGCAGUUAGGUAAAGGUAAACUUCAGUUGUUUAAAUUUGGAAUUAUUGGAAGAUUUUAUGAAUUAUCCUAAGUAAUGUUAUUGACAAAUCAAAUUUGAAGCAAUUACAGAAUUUAAUUCUUACUUUGAAAGUAAUGAUCCAGCUUUUUAUAUUCUUGGAAGUGCCUUUGAACAGUCUUGGUUGUCCGGCUUAAUCGUAUCGUACUUCUUCUGCAUUAUAAUCCAUUAUUCGGAAGUCAAAGUAUUUCUUUGUUAUUUCUUGUUGCGAAAGUUUACCUUUACACACGUCACAAUUUAUGAAGGAAAAUUAUAACUCUAAUCCGUUGAUUACGGAAAACUAUCUACUUUUGCUUACAAUAUCUAUUCUAAAUCAUGUUUUAACUAUAAUAAGAAACGACGGAUAUUAGCAUAACACAAAUAGGUGAAAAGUGAUUGAUAAGUUAAGAGAAAAUUGUACAUAUCAACAAUUCAACUGAUUCAAUUGAAACUGAACGGUAAAAUGACUAGAUUCAAAAUUAUUGUAUAUGUUAAAGUAUUGUUUGUUAAAAAAAUGUGAAGAUGAUAUCCCAAUUGUAGCAGAAUGCUGAUGAUAACAUUCAUUGAACUGUAGAUUGUAGAGUGAAAUGAAAAUUUUGUACCUUACGAAUGAAAAAUAAGAAAACAUUUCUGUCUUUUAGUAGUUUCUAAGCUUAAAGUGAGAUUGCUUCGGAAAAAAACUGAAAGUAACUUCAAAGUUUUUCGACAAAGGUCUAAAAUUAGGAACGUUAUAUUCAUCAAUCAUAUUUAUACAUUGUUUAUUUUUUGGCCUAAAAUUAUAUGCAAUCAAUAUUUUAUUCGAGAAAAAGUCCUUAAACAAUAUUAUCCUGAAUGUAUUGAGGGGAAUAUUUAUGAUUAUGUGACUAGAACAAGAAAACUUAAAUAAUCAACUGUAGUCUAAUAUGUGAACGCAAUAAUUCCCAUUUGCGUUUUGAAAGACAUUCGGACCAAACCAUUUAACCCGAUAUUUGUUGUUAUAAACUGUACGACUCUAAAUGAUAUUCACAUAAAAUAGUUUUUGUUACACAUACUAAAGUGAUAUUUGAAUUUGAUUUUUGAUAUCAUAUAUACAAUUAUUGAUGAUUUAGUUAUCCUAGAAUUUUUUUGGCGAGGAUAUUUAAUCCAAGUUGAGGCGAAGAACCUAAAUAUUAAAAGAAAACUUUAAAAUUAUAUAUAUUAUAACAUUUAUAGCAAAACACACUACUCCUAUUAUUAGGUUAACUAAUUUCGUUUUGAAAUGGCUCUAAUGGUGAGAAGUUGCGAGAAUAAGAAGAAAUAUGCAAUUGCGUUGAUAAAUGCGUGGGUAUUCGAAGACAGUUUUGUCAAAUUUGAGAAAAACGAUAAAAAAAAUAACAAAUACAAAAGCCAUAUUUAUGCAAUUAAACGAA
Hermetia illucens (black soldier fly) is the source of this 5813-nucleotide messenger RNA. RefSeq lists its product as uncharacterized. The record is from RefSeq and is a predicted model, not a curated record. The coding region runs from base 916 to 3834 and encodes 972 amino acids. The transcript is spliced from 10 exons. NCBI's taxonomy places the organism in Eukaryota, Metazoa, Arthropoda, Insecta, Diptera, Stratiomyidae. Gene Ontology annotation, biological process: nucleobase-containing compound metabolic process. Gene Ontology annotation, molecular function: nucleic acid binding; 3'-5' exonuclease activity.